AUGUCUUUUUUCCCCCACCCUAACUCCUCAGCCUUAUCACCAUGGCACUUUCUUGACAGGGCUCUUCUUUCCAGCAUUGUAACCACAACCACCACACCACUCGCCACCACCACCACCACACCACUCGCCACCACCACCACCACAACACCACUCGCCACCACCACCACCACAACACUCUCCACCACCACACCACUCGCCACCACAACACUCUCCACCACCACCACCACACAACUCGCCACCACCACACAACUCGCCACCACCACACAACUCGCCACCACCACACCACUCGCCACCACCACAGCACACACCACCACACCACUCGCCACUACCACACCACUCACCACCACCACAACACUCACCACCACCACACUACUCGCCACCACCACACCACUCGCCACCACCACAGCACACACCACCACACCACUCGCCACUACCACACCACUCACCACCACCACAACACUCACCACCACCACACUGCUCGCCACCACCACACCACUCGCCACCACCACAACACUCACCACCACCACACUACUUGCCACCACCAUAACACUCACCACCAACACAACACUCACCACCACCACAACAUUUGCCGCCAACCCCACAUAUUUCCAUUUCAUUCUUCUUCCCGCGAAAUCUUCGAGUCCUCGAUUUACUUUUUUAUUGUUUCCUUUGGCGUUCCUUUCACUUUAUGUUUUUUUUGUCUUUAUCCGUUGCAUGUUUCGUUACAAAAGAAAGAAAGAAUCCAGAAAACGAACCCGACUUCGUGACAUCCAAAACUGA
Molecule: messenger RNA, 780 nt
Organism: Acanthosepion pharaonis
Lineage: Eukaryota; Metazoa; Mollusca; Cephalopoda; Sepiida; Sepiidae
Source: the annotation of a GenBank genome assembly